Symbiodinium pilosum is the source of this 1446-nucleotide messenger RNA. The record is from the annotation of a GenBank genome assembly. Lineage: Eukaryota; Dinophyceae; Suessiales; Symbiodiniaceae.
AUGAACUGCACUUGGCAUCAUCACGUGGACUUGUUUUUUUUCGCAGGAGACGCUCCAUCACAUGGAGACUUGACAGAGCGGUCAAAGGCAGCCCUCAAACGCCUUGCGGCGCGAGCACCAGUCAGUGCAAGUCAUGGCCCAGGAGUCAUCCUUCAAAGGCAUGGGGCCAAACUUCGCCGCCUUCACGAGCAUCAGCAGGAGGAAACGCUACUACUAGGAGCAGCAUGCUCAGAAGUCUUCACGGGUCCACGUCUCGCGAAAGUCCUGCGGCCAGCCUUUGACUGCCAGAAGCGUGUGAUUGAGCAAUUGGAGACGGAUGCGCCUUUUGAACCACUUGGCAUUCACACAAGCGCAGGCUUUCCGCCUGCCGUGACAGACUUUGUGGAGAUCCUGGAGGUUCACUUGCCUUGGCCUACCGAAGACGAUUGGUUUCUCAAUUUGCAGUUAGAGGGAGCCUCCGCUGUGUGGGCAGGAGUGGAGGCCUUGGCUGCCCUGCGAGCUCAAAAUCUUGUUCCUGCCAUUUCCAGAUGUGAGCUGCAGAACAAAGAUCCAUGCUACCUGGGGGUCGCCGAGCAGUCCUACCAUGGUGCACGGACCACAGGGCUUGGACAACCGGCGCUGCCACGGUGGACCAACGCUCCGCGCACCGAUGGUCAAAUACCAUACCCCCUACCACCCGCAGAGGCUGCGACAAGCGAAUCAGCCAAAAAGGCGUAUUUGAAGGAAUUUGAAGGCUUCCUCGCAGAGAACACAGAAAGAAUCGGCAUCUUCAUCUUUGAGCCUCAGUGGGGUUCCAGCUUACUGGGCAGAACUUGGCCCAAAGAUCUGCUCCAGAAAGUCAUUGAACUUUGCCACCGCUUUGAAAAGAGUGUCCUCUGUGAUGAGAUCAUGUGUGGGCUAGGCCGCCAUGGUCACGACAGCUUGUUCCUCAGUACAGCCUGGGGGCUUAACCCGGAUGCAGUUACAUUUGGGAAAGCUAUUGCAGCCGGAACAUUUCCGCUCUCGGGAGUCGCCGUCCGUCGUGGUGCAACCACCUUGCUGCGAUCUGGCCAGAAAAUUCUUCAAGGUCAUACAUAUGCAGGAUCUUCAGAGCUUGCAUAUCUCACUGCAACCCAAGUUCUGAAGGAAGUGCCAGCAUGGUUUCGAAAAGUAUCUGAGUUGGGCAUGCUGGUGCCAGAGAUUCUGGGUCCUUUGCAAGAAGAUGAGUUUCUCCGCCUGCAUGGCCACGGACUUCUGUGGGGUGUAGAGCUCUUGCCACCGAGAGGGGCAAAGGACCUGGAGCGCCUGAAGCAACUUUGCCACCAGGAAAAUGUUUGGCCUUACUUCGUUGAGGCUCCAAAAAAAGGAUUCAUGAUCAGCCCGGCCUUGGACAUCUCUGAGGCUCACCUCCGUGAGGGACUUAGACGACUCGCACGGGCUCUUCAAGCGCUCAAGAGCUGUCCCUAA